ACGAACAAAUGCACGUAAGCAUGCUCUGGAAGUGGAAAGAGAAAGAGCAGCCAAAGUUGCAAGCCUGCCACCUCCUCCUCCACAUCCUCUUGAGAAUUUUGAUGUGAAAAAAACUGCUGCAAUGAAACCCUAUAGUGCUGACAACUUUUCUGUUACACGUCAUCAUAUUCCCAAACCUUACGUGGAUGGAGAAGUGGAUGGAGAGCAGCUAGAUGCUCGAGUAGCUGCUGAAGAAGAAGGGAAACGCUUGGAGGAACUACACAGAGAGGCAGAGAGGGAGAGAAGAGAGCAGCUUGAAAAGGCACAUCUCAGAGGAAGUCAGGCCUUGAAGAAGGUCCAUUUGGCUCAGGACAGGGAGAGGCUCCUGAGAGAACUCGAGCACAUGCAGAACGCGGAUCGGAUGCGCAGGCGACAGGUUGUAGCACAGGUGCCACCCCAGCUUUUUGUGCCUGCCUACAAACGCCUGGAAAUGAAGGAGGCAUGGCAGAGAGAACUGGAGUUUGCAUUUGAAGAUAUGUACAGUGAAGACAGGGAAAUAAAAGGAGACCUGGUUUUGCAGUUUGAGCCACAACCCUUACCAGCCCCUUCUGACAGAUCUCAAGAUAAUGAUCUCGAUAUCUCUUUGGAGCAAGAAUCUGCUUGUGACACUCAGCCAGAAUCUGUUUGUGAUAGUCGGCAAGAAUUGGGAGAGAUGACAGAGGAGGAGGUCCCCAGCAAAUCAGAAAAUCAUGAAGAAGCAAAAACUCACCAACCCCAGUCGAAACUUGCCUUAAAGAAAUUACUGAACAAAAUUAGAAGCCAAAAAGAGGAGUGGACAUCAAAAAGUGAGAGAGAGAUUCAAAGUGAAAUUGAGACUAUUGAAUCGGGCACAAUUGCUGGUGAAGAGAGACAGUUGUGUAGUUUAGAACAUGACAGUGAGCAACAGAAGACUACCAUAUGUGAAGCCAAAGACUCUGUGAAAACCUUGGAAAAUACAGUUGCAGCUGAAAAUUCAGUUCUGAUCCAUCCUCAAGAACAAGCAGCUAAAGUCAGAAGGGAAGAGGAGAGACAAAAGUGGUAUGAGCAAAUAGAGCAACAGAAACAAGAACAGCUGGCCUUGCUUAAACAACUUGAAGACGAGAGAGCACGUUUGGAAGCUGAUUUUCUGAAGAUCCAAAUUCAAACCUGUUUGGAGGAGGCUAAGGAAAAAAAAGAGGAGAAAGAGCAAGGUCAGCUGGUAGAAAGCCACAGUGUUCCUUCUACAGAUCAGCAGAACAAAGUGGAACAUGAGGCUGGAAAUAGUACUCUGCCAGAAGCCAGGAGUCCUAGAGAGGACAGCCAUUUACAGGUGAUUCGUGAUUAUCAACAACGCCUUUUACAGCAAAACAGGCUGCAUAAACAGACCAUUGAAGAAGCUAGAAAGCAUCUACAGGAGUAUCAGAAUAAACUGAGGCAACGAUACAUAUCUGCUUCUGCAACACCUCUGAGUUCUGUGGAAGCAAAAUCAUUUAAUUUAAAGCCUGCCUCAGAGCCAUCUCUGCAGAGGCAGGGAGUGCUCCCAGCGCCGUGCCAGCCGUGUGGGCGAGGCCAGGCACAGGAGCACGCACGGCCGCUACCCGGGCUCGCAGGAGCGCUGCGUGUGCUGGCAGAGCCAUCUUCACAGAAAUGUGAAGAGCAAAUUCAUAGUGCUUCUCCUGGCAGGCACACGCAGUUUGUAGAAGCAUCGAAGUUGAAGCAUGGAGAGUUUCACUUGCCGUAUAGCUGUCCGUCACAGGGACAAGUGGGAAUGUUGGAAAGCUCCAAUAAUGAUGUCAGAGCACCAUCUCAGUUCCAGUUACCAUCACAGUUCGUCAUGAGGGAGGCCACUGCAGUAAGGAAGCGACCAGAAGCACGCGUACAACGUGUUAGGUUUGUUUUGCCUACAGAAGAUUCCUCAGAGCUGUCAGAACCAGUGCACUUUAAAGAGUCAUCUCAGAAGAUGCCUAACCAUCAAACAGAGUCAGAAGGUGCAGAGGAGCCUGCACUGAAGACGCCCGUCUUGCCAGCAACAAAGGAAUCUCAUAUAGCUCAGGCAGCCUCAGUCAAUAUUUUGGCACAUCAUCAGGGAUCUGCCGAAAGCACCAUCAAAACAAGCCUUGAACAACCCCUCAAUCUUCCUGAACCUAUGACUUUAUCUCAGGAAGAAUCUAAAGCCCAUGAUGUGGAGCAAUUCCUGAUACCAAAACUAGGAGAUGUGUCUUUGUUAAAUUAUUCUGAUAUACUGAAUUUAAGGGAUAGAGUGUUGGCCUCGUCAGAAAGCAUCCAAGCUCAGCAAAAGUAUUUGAAAGAAUUGCAAGAGCAGCUAGAUGCACAAAGAGAAGCUCUUCUUGCUAGGCAGAAAAUACAAGAACAACUACUAUUACAGAAGCAAGAUAAAUUGAAAGAACAGAUGCAGAGACAGCAAGAGGCUUUGAAAGAAUUUCUGAGCAGGCAGGUGAAACAUAUCUGCACCAAUGAGGAUGUGACAGAGGCACAACAGCCUGACUGGAUUAGUAGGACUGACUUUUUCCAAGUCUCAGAAAACUACCAGCAAGAGAAUUGUGGCAGGAGUAAAUUUCAUGGAAGUGAGAUGAUUUCACAGUGCCUUGGUCCAGCUGAGCAAACUGAACAGUCUGAGAGAGUUUUAUGUAGAGAACAGAAAAGGAAAUCUGCCAAGCCACCUGUGACAAAAGUCAAGUUGGGGCUUGAUUUGGAACAACAUGAACUUAGUGUUAUACCAGAGGCAGAUACACCGAAGAGUUGCAGCAUUUCUUUUGCAGAUAGAACGGCUUCUGUUGGUGGAGAGUCUUCUCCCAUUUCACACAUGGGAGAGUCUGCGUAUGGGAAGCAUUACAGCCAUGCUCUCCACGGAGAAGGCAGCUUACCUCUGAGCACAACAAACUACAAGGAGCCAAUCUGUCAUGGAAGUCCAAGGCAAAGGAAGCAGCCAAGUAGAUUAUUACAAGAGGUGCUGAUGAUGACUGCUGAAAAUUCAAAUGAUUCAGCUGGGUCCCAGGAUUCUCAGGUGGCUCGAGGUUCACCAGUUGUUGCUGCUGACGUUGGAGAGGGAGGUACAACACAUCCUGGACCAUUGUUCAGGCUCGAUAAUAUGGCAGUACUUUCUAAAGCAGUACACACAAACGUAGGUGCAGGGGCUUUCAUGCAAGGAAUACCCCUUGACUCAUCUCCAACAAUUUCCACGGGAAGCCUAUUGACUAGUGAAACGUUGGAUGUAAGCCCUGUUGACACUGGACUGUCUUCUGACAGUACAGAAGAUCAGAUUUUGAGAGAAAGAGCAAGCCGUGCUUGGAACUCCCCCCUGCCUUUUGCCUUGCAGCCGAGGCAAGAGAAUUUAUCUGGUGCAUUUGAAAUUCAGCUGCCUGAAGGGCAGAUGUGCCUUCCUAAAAGAAGUCAGGUGCAGCAGAUCUUGAGGAAAUGUACUGAAGACUCGAGCUCUUACUCGGAGGACAACACACCUUUCCAAGCUCUAGAAGCUGAAUUUGAUUUUCCUGAAGUGGAGAGACAUUUUCCGAACAUCCAUCACCAGUUCUUUCAACCUUUGGAGCCAAGUCUUGACUCUGAUACUUCAUCAUCCUGUUCUCAAUACAGAAUUUCACAGGACAGUGAAGAACUUACCAAGACUUCAAAAUUGUCAAUGAAGAGUCAAGACAUUCCUAUGUUUCUAGAAGUAGGAACCUCCAGUUUGAAUAUGCAGAGCAGCACUCUGCCUUCCAGUCCAGGAACAACCCAACCACACGACGUGAUGUCAGAAGACCCUGCUAAAGAAACUGUUACUGCAGGAUCUGAAGAAUCUUUUCACUCACUGCAAUUCGAAUCUACUCGGAGCAAUCACUGCCAGAGUGCUGCACCACCAGUGGACCUCAGUGCUCCGUUACAGAGAUCUUUUGACCAAACUGGCAGCAAAAAAUGGGGCAAUGAGAAUUGUAAUUCAUCUGCCAGAGAAUACGAAGAACUGGCAAGAAAUGUGGAAUGUAUUAAUCUCCAGUGUUCGGUGGAAGAGCAGCGAAAUGAAAGUCUGAAUUCACUGGAAAAGCAAAAGUCAUUUUAUCAGCUAAAUAACACACCAGUUACCGUGGAUGAAACUUUCCCUCAUUACUUACUGAAAGAGACCGUGUCUUAUGAAAAAUUACCUGUGGAAGCAUUUGAUAAGAAGUAUGUGAAGCUUCCUGAAAAAUCAGUUCAUGUACAUAAAGCAAAUAAAGCUGCAGAGCUGGAUUCUCAGUGCAAUACAAAUAUAAAGGAGUCAGACCAGAGCUUCCCAGGACUACAAAAAUCUUUGAGGAAUCCCAGAGAAACCGUCUUGGAAGACUCAGACAUCCAUUUACAGGCUGUCGUACAACAGAAUGGUUCUUCCCUGGAAAGACGUGAAGAACGUUCUAAUUCUGUGCCCAGAAGCUCAUGUCGUAUUCCAGUCUGGGAGACUGAGUCAGGGCGUGGUAUUAUGGAAGAACCUGAACUCACCCUGAUAAGCUCAAAUGAUGUCAGUAUUGCAGAAUCAGACAGUGGACGUGCUAACCAAGAGAAAAUUAAGGAGAAUAAAAUCAAUACCCCAGCAUGUGUGGAUGAGUCUGCAUCUGAUGUUUUUACUGAGGAGAGAGAGUUUUUACCACUGGCUCCAGAUCCAGAUUGCUCCGUGUGUGUCAGGCCUGACAGUUCUUCCACAGGCCAGAGCCCCAGUGACAGUCACUUGUCAUCACGUCGGACUGCAG
Molecule: messenger RNA, 4727 nt
Organism: Merops nubicus (carmine bee-eater)
Lineage: Eukaryota; Metazoa; Chordata; Aves; Coraciiformes; Meropidae
Gene: CEP295
Product: KIAA1731 ortholog
Exons: 21
Biological process (GO): regulation of centriole replication
Cellular component (GO): centrosome; cytosol; centriole
Source: RefSeq, a predicted model, not a curated record